GAAAAAGGCUCGCAGUGUUCGCAACUAGGCAGGUGGUUACUUCCUGCCCGGGCCUGAAUGCCACAUUCGCUUUGUCCUCGUGGAAGAGCGGAAAUGCUGCAUUGGGACACCCAUCCAAACGCUCAGCUUCAGAAUAUUGCUGAUGUGCCAACAUGCAUCUGUGCCUCUGCCAUGGCAGGAGAAAACUUCACAGAACGUCAUCACGAAGUCCUGAGUCAAGCCUAAGGCUAGCCUUGCUGUAGUCAGAAAAGCUUCUUUUUGAUCGUCAGCAACCAAGAAGUGAUGCUGAGUGUCGUGGGAGGCUCGGGACCGGAUCGGCUCUCCACUUACCGCCACUAAAUCCUCACCUUGGCUCACCGAAAUUUACCCAUGUUGUCCCGGUCUGGCUGCUCCCUCACCGAGCCUCCCCCACCUUGUCUUACCCCACUGUCGCCUAGUAGCAAGUGAUUGUUAUCCACCAAACCACACGUCAAGUUACAGAUAGCUCUUUGAAUCCAUCCCUCAUUGUUUAAUAGGUGUGUCUGGGUGUGUAUUAGCUACACACAGCUUCGAAAUGUCCGAGUCAAGUCCUCUGACGGCUUUCUUUGGCCAGAUGAAAAACUUGGGUGGCAUCGUUGUCCAAGAACAACCAAAGCUCGACCUCGAUCUCUAUAUCCAAAAUUACGCCGGCCGAACAAGAAUCGAUCGCCUCAUCCAAAUCGGAAAGUCCUCCGUACCACUUUGUAUCGACGCGCUGAAGGCUGCUAUCGCCGAGAUCAAGAAAGGCUCAGAUGUUGCCCUAUACGUCGAAGCUUGGGGCUGCAUUCGCGUUGCCGCUCCUGACGACCCCGAUGCCCAAAAAGAUCAAGCAUGGAUCGAUAGAGUCGAGCGCGAGAACAAGAUGGAAGCUGCACGGCUCGAAACCCAGCUUAAGCAGUACCGACACAAUUUGAUCAAAGAGAGCAUCCGAAUGGGAAACGAAGAUUUGGGUUUGCAUUUCGAAAAAACCGGAUAUUUAGAGGCAGCAGCCGAGGCGUACAACCGCAUGCGCCAGGACGUAACCACCACCAAACACAUUAUCGAUUGCGGCAUCCACCUCGUGAAUGUCUAUAUCGCUAGACGGGACUGGACCAUGGUUCUUAACAAUCUGGGUAAGAUCGUCGGUGUUCAGAGUGGUGAGGAGGAACGUACAUAUCAGCCAUACACAAAACUUGUCUCUGGUAUUGCGCUCCUUGGUCUUAAGCACUACAAGGAUGCAGCCAACAACUUCCUCCAAGUUGACUUCACCCUACCGCCUGCGCAAUACAACCACAUCGCUAGCCCAAACGACAUUGCCGUUUACGGAGGUCUCCUUGCCCUGGCCACUAUGGAUAGACAGGAGCUUCAAACUCGAGUCUUGGACAACCAGUCGUUCCGUUCGUUCCUAGAACACGAGUCGCACGUUCGCAAGGCCAUCAGUCUUUUUGUCAAUGGCAGAUACUCAAACUGCCUCGCUAUUCUCGAGUCCAUUCGAAACGACUGUCUCCUGGACAUCUACCUACAGCGCCACGUCUCAUCGCUCUACUCACAGAUCCGAAGAAAAUGCAUUGUCCAGUACUUCAUACCAUUCUCGUGUGUCACCCUCGAGAGCUUGAACCAAGCAUUUGCGCAAGACGGAGAGUCAGUCGAGAUGGAGCUCGUAUCUAUGAUUCGCGAGGGAAUACUCAAGGCCCGUCUAGAUAUCAAGGAACAGUUGCUCAUUGCAGACCAACCCAACCCGAGACUUGAGAUGCAGAAGCAGGCACUUGAGGUCGCUACCCAGUACGAGGAGGAAGCCAAGGAGAGACUCCGUCGCAUCAGCCUCAUUGCCGCUGGUCUUGAGGUUGCAGGAAGGGCAAAAGGACCUGGCCUUGGUGGUCGUGGAAUAGAUGAACAGUGGUACGGUGAGAGCAAGGCACCGGGACAGCCAGGCGCCGUCGAGGCCUAGAAAUUUCGGUGCACAAUGGUAAAAAAUUGUCCACCUGGGCCCUUUUCGACUGACCGACGAGGAAGCUGGGCGAGCUGGGUAUCACAAUCUGGACCAAUGGACUGCAUAUAGCAUUACGGCCUAGGCGUUAGGAAUUCCUGAUCAUGGUUAUCCACUUACGGGUAUGGAACUACACUGCGGCAGAUUAGAUGAGGCGUCAGGAGCAUACUUCGAAAUAAAUCAUUCCGCCUAACGUUGUUCUUGUGCAUAUUUUUCAAUGAUUCUUGUUCAAGGGGGGUAUCAUUAUUAAGUUCGAGCCCUUGCCUCCAGCUACAUACUAUUCUUCAGCCCAUCAACUGUCGCAAGUCUGUGGGCGGCCAUCGAACUUGCGCAAAAGUCAGGCAGCGUUUGAUGCUCUGAAGAUAUUUGCGCGUAACCUCAUCUCCCAUUACAUGGCCCUUCUCUCCAUCGUGUAGCUUCUCACGAGCGCUACGCUCGUGGAUGCCUACCAUGGUAACACCGAUGGGCCACGCUGCCUUGCCGAUACUCAGUCGUAGAUAUCCGUCAUUGGCGUCCACGUAACGACGCUCCUGGAGAGCUUGAACGAUUUCCGUAACAGGCUUAAGA
Messenger RNA from Fusarium odoratissimum NRRL 54006, 2551 nucleotides. RefSeq lists its product as uncharacterized. Gene Ontology annotation, cellular component: COP9 signalosome. The record is from RefSeq and is a predicted model, not a curated record. Lineage: Eukaryota; Fungi; Ascomycota; Sordariomycetes; Hypocreales; Nectriaceae. The transcript is spliced from 6 exons. Bases 554 to 1945 code for a protein of 463 amino acids.